Molecule: messenger RNA, 1773 nt
Organism: Plasmodium falciparum 3D7
Lineage: Eukaryota; Apicomplexa; Aconoidasida; Haemosporida; Plasmodiidae
Product: putative mitochondrial carrier protein
Biological process (GO): transmembrane transport
Cellular component (GO): membrane
Source: RefSeq, a predicted model, not a curated record
AUGAAAAAUUCUUUUAAUAAUAAAGGAGGCUUGGUUAAUACUACGAAAAAAAUCGAUGAAUCUGAUAUAGAGCCUGUAGGUGAAGAAAAAGAAAAAGAAAAAAAUGAAACAGAUAAAAUAAAACAAAAUAAUAAUAAUAAUAAUAAUAAUAAGUUGUACUGUGAGAAUCCACAAAAUGAUAAUAUUAUUAACAAUUUAUAUAAUUUAAACUCAAAUGUAAAAAUAAAUAAUAAUGUUGAGGUAGUGGGUUUAAGUUCUAAAGAAAAGAACUAUAUUAAUACAUAUAAACAUUUUCAAAAUGAUAAGGAAAAAUAUAAAAAGGAAAAAGAACAUAAUAAUAAAAAUAUGUUUGAAAAUAAUAACUUUCAUAAUAAUAAUAAAUAUAAUAUUAAUAAUAAAAAGAAAAAUUCCAAACAUUUUGACAUAUUCAUAGAUAAAAGAAAUGCUGUUAACAGUAUCUUAAGUUCCACAUUCGCAGGUAUUAUGUCUCGUACUAUGACAGCACCUUUAGAUAGAGUAAAAUAUAUAAUGCAAAUUACAAAUAAUUUACCUAUAUAUGAAAUAUUCAAAAUUAUUAAAAAAGAUGGUAUUAUAUGUGGAUUUUUUCGAGGGAAUUGUGUUAAUAUUGUAAAAAUUAUUCCAGAGUUAUCGAUAAAAAUGUAUUCAUAUGAAUUUAUGAAAUUAAAUGUUUAUAAAUAUUAUUAUAAUAAUAAAAAUAAAAAUAAUAAUGAAAAUAAUGAUAUCAUACAUACAGAUGAACCAAAUAUGAAUAUUCCGUUUUUUAUUCGUUUUUUAAUAGGAAGUUCAAGUGGUGCUAUAGCAGCUUUAUUCAUUUAUCCUUUAGAAAUUGUAAAAACAAGAUUAAUCGUUUCCAAUAAAAUUGAUUCAAGUGGUAUUAUUAAAUGUUUUUAUGAUAUUUAUAAAAAUGAACCAUAUAGACAUUUCUAUAAUGGUUUAUCUAUGCAUCUUUAUGGAGUCAUUUUAUUUUCAGGAUGUAAUAUGAGUAUAUAUGAUUAUUUAAAAUAUUUAUUCUUUUCCUUAUAUAAGGAAUAUAUUCAUUCAAAUUAUUGUCUUACGAAAAAUGAUAACAAACAAAAUAAAAAUUUAACAAAAAAAAGUCCACAUGACAAAUUUAAUCAAUUAAAUAAUUAUGAAAAUUAUAAAAUUGGAAAUAAUAACAACAUGGAUAAUAGUAUUCAUAAAAAUAAACAAACAAAUUCACAACAAUAUUAUUCUCCAUAUAUACAUAAUGAAAAUCGAAAUGAUAAUUUUACUUUCAAUUCUUUGAAAGAGGUAAAAUUUUAUGAACGUUUUAAAAAAUAUUCCUCCAUUAUAUGGAAUAAUAAUAUACAUAAUAAUCAUAAUAAUAAUUAUUAUUAUCAUAAUAAUAGUAAUAACAAUUUUGUACAUAAAAAAGAAAAUCACCUGAACACUUCAAGCUGUUCAUAUUGUAAUUAUCGUAUUAAGAAUGUGAAUUGUUUAACUUUUUUAUUAUUUGGUAUAACUAGUUCGUUUAUAGCCCAGAUUGUCAGUUAUCCUUUUCUUGUUUUACGUACAAGGAUGCAAACACUUAAUAAUGAGAUAGCAACUAAUUAUCUGAACAACGAAAGGAAGAAAUUUAAGUCCUGUAGCUUUAUUUUAUACAACAUCAAAAUUUAUGGAUACAAAUCGUUAUAUCGAGGCGUUUAUGUAAAUUUGUUAAAAACCAUACCUGCUACUUCUAUCACGUGGUUUGCCUACGAAUAUGCCAUGCGGAAACUACAAAGGAUUUAA